Esox lucius (northern pike) is the source of this 2627-nucleotide messenger RNA. RefSeq names its product parvin, beta (gene parvb). Gene Ontology annotation, molecular function: actin binding. The coding region runs from base 649 to 1809 and encodes 386 amino acids. Gene Ontology annotation, biological process: substrate adhesion-dependent cell spreading; establishment or maintenance of cell polarity; actin cytoskeleton organization. Lineage: Eukaryota; Metazoa; Chordata; Actinopteri; Esociformes; Esocidae. The transcript has 13 exons. The record is from RefSeq and is a predicted model, not a curated record. Gene Ontology annotation, cellular component: cytoplasm; actin cytoskeleton; focal adhesion.
AGAAAUAUGUUUUUUGUUUUCAUAAAAUAUGUAUAUUUAUCACUUGGCAUUACAUCCUUUACUUCCAGGCAGCAACAAGUGUUUGUUUUUUGCAUUGUGUUUGUAAAUUGUCUGCAGUAUUCUGCCUACUUUACCCUGCUAAUGGUCUGAACAUAACAAUGCCUGACAUAUUUCACUGCAAGACCGGGGAACUGAAUUAAUGUAAUUAUAAUAACAGGAAUACAUUUUGUUGAUUAUGUUCAUAAUUACUUCAAUCUGGCCAAAACAGAUUAAGAGCUGAAUGUAAUUCUAACAUCAAAGGAACGUUUCAGGAUACACAGAUGAUAUGGAAAGCAAACUAUAAAACAGGAAUGUCCCAUCGCCAACUGAGUACAUUCAGUGCUACACGUUUUGAGAGCUCCAUUGUCUGUUGUAGUAAACUGCUGUUGCCAGAUUAGGAUGUCAUCACACCAUGGUACCUGUUACCGUUGAUGGGUUGUAGUAUCCACACUCUGGAUACUACACACACACGCACACACACACGCACGCACACACACACGCACACACACACGCGCGCACACACACAUACAUACAAACCCUUCUCCGCUUCUGUAACUGGAGUUACCGGGUUGCGGAGUUGUGACGAAAAUAAACACAAGAUGAGACGUGAUGACGUCUCUUCCAUUGCCUAGUCCCACCGCCAGCACCUCACACACUCUCUCUCUCUCUCUCAAUCACACAUUCUGUCUACUUCUCUUCUUUCACUCGCUGCUACUCCUUCGGGAUAUUAAGACUGGGUCUGGGGACAUGGCGGGCCUGUUGUGUGGGACCAAGAGGAAGAAACAAGUAAGCAACCUUCAAGAGGAGGGGAAGAAUGCCAUCAACGCUCCCAUGCUCACCUCGGGGGCAGAUAUCCACCCUGAAGACACCUUGAUGGACGAGAAUGCUGAGAGAAAUAUGCUGGACCCAACCUCAAGAGAGAAUCCUAAAUUUAAAGAUCUUCUGAGGGUGCUGAUAGACUGGAUCAACAAUGAGUUGGAAGAAGACAGGAUCAUCGUCAAAGACUUAGAGGAGGACUGCUAUGACGGACAGGUGCUUCAGAAGCUCUUUGAGAAGCUUUCAGGUCGGAAGCUCAAUGUGGCUGAGGUGACCCAGUCAGAGAUCGGACAGAAACAGAAGCUCCAGACAGUACUGGAGGCCGUCAAUCAGCUGCUCAGGCCUCAUGGCUGGUCCAUCGAGUGGAGCGUUGACUCAAUUCAUUCGAAGAAUCUAGUUGCCAUUGUGUAUGUGCUGGUGGCUUUGGCUAUGCACUACUCAGCCCCAAUCAGACUGCCUGAACACGUCUCAGUACAGGUGGUUGUGGUUAAGAAAAGGGAGGGCAUACUGCAGACAUCCCUCGUGACUAAGGAGCUGACCACCACUACUGAGAUGAUGAUGGGUAGAUUUGAAAGGGAUGCCUUCGACACUCUUCUGGAUCACGCACCCGACAAGCUCAAUGUUGUGAAGAAGUCCCUCAUCACAUUUGUGAACAAACACCUUAACAAGCUGAACCUGGAGGUGACGGAGCUGGACUCACAGUUUGCUGAUGGGGUCUAUCUGGUGCUGCUGAUGGGACUGCUGGAGGACUACUUUGUCCCUCUCUACAACUUCUUUCUCACACCUGAGAACUUUGAGCAGAAGGUACACAAUGUUGCGUUUGCCUUUGAGCUAAUGCAGGACGGAGGCCUGAACAAACCCAAAGCCAGACCAGAAGAUGUUGUGAACCUGAACCUAAAGUCCACCCUGAGAGUCUUGUACAACCUGUUCACCAACUACAAGACAACAGAGUGAUGUCCGUCUGCCUCGCACACACACGCACACACACACACACACACGCACACACAACAAACAACACUGGGUGAGGAGAAUAAGGCCACAGUGUUUGUGGUCUCUUUAAACUCUGCGCUGGAGGAAUCCACUGAGACUUGACAAAAGUCACCCUGCCUAUCGCUGUCUGCUGUGCGUCUUGGGAUUAACCCAGAGCACUGGCGUGAAGAGAUUGAGAUUGUUUGUAUUUAAUCUUCCCAAUGUCAGUGUUAAAUUCCUCCUUUAUACUAACACUGGAGAAUGUUUUCUCAUGCCUGAAUGUCCCAACUAGAGAACGAUGGUGUGUGUUUUAUGCAAAGCCACUACUGCUAAGAAGAUAUUUAUGAUCCAUAGCUUGAACGUGCGAGUACUUGAAAUUAUUUUAUAUCUCUGAAAGCUUUAUAUUAUUAUUAUUACUGCUGAUGAAUACUAUCACUGUACCUUUUGUCUGUUUAUCAGUCCAUUUCAAUUGGACGAAUGCAUUGUAACAGAGGCCUUUAGUGUUACAGCAUUUAGUGUCUAUAGGGACCGGUUCAAGACAUACUGCAUAGCCAGUGCCAAGGUUCAGACCCUGUUGCUUUUCGCCACCAAGUGCCAUGGUAUUCUCCUACUGUAGAGUUAGAUGGCUGCAUGUAGCCUACAGGAGCCCAUUCAUGCAUUUUAGAAAGAGGGUAAAUUAUUGAGAGGUACGAGUCAAGUUUGGAAUUGCCAUGAGAUGUGCUGUUUCAACUGAACAACUCGUCUCCCUGCUUCUAUCUGCUUGGAUGUGUCUGUCUACCUAGAAAUAAAUGUUUAAACUCAGA